This is a messenger RNA of Rotaria sp. Silwood2, 885 nucleotides long. The record is from the annotation of a GenBank genome assembly. Lineage: Eukaryota; Metazoa; Rotifera; Eurotatoria; Philodinida; Philodinidae.
AUGUCUACAAGUUAUGAUUUAAAUUCAACGCCAAAAACAAUCAAUCAAAGUAAAUAUAUUGAACCAUUAAUGGAUUUUUCUACACCAAUGAGUACAAUAUCAAAUCGUUGCAUAAGUAAUACAACAAUAAUCAACGAUAAAAUCAUAUGUACCCAUAAUAAUAAUAAUACUAAUAAUGAAACAAUUAUUGAUCAACUUUUAAAAAAAUUUAACGAACAUAAAAUUAAUUUUCAUAAUACAAAAAAUUAUUUAAAUUUACUUGAUGGUCAUUUACAUGAAACAACAACAAUUCUAAAUCAAUUAAAAAAUUUCUUAGAAGAAAAUUCUUCGCUAAAAACAACUACAGAUCAAUUAGAAACUCGUUUAUUACAAAUAUCAAUUAAACGUGAACAACUACGUACAGCAAUUAAUAAUUUUCAUCAAUCACCAACAAUAAAUCAAACACUUGAUGAUAUUACUCAACAAAUUUCGCCACGUACAUCAAACAUAACGAUUACAACAGAGCCAAUGAUUUAUUGUACUGAACUAAUUAAUGCUGUAAAAUUAAGUAUAAAUCAAAGAAAAAAUAUAAUCGAACAUUUUUAUCAUGAACAAAAUGGUAUACAACAUCGAACUGGUGAUUACUAUUCAAAAUUUAAACAACGUCAAGAAUUUCUUAUGCGAUUAAUGCAGAAAAUUAUUGUGCAACAAACGUUAAAUGAAAAAAAUAUUGAAACAAUAAAUAUUAAUAAACCACAAUUUGAUAAUCAUAGAGAACAAUUGGCUGAAUUUAAUAAACUUACUGAAGAAUAUCAAGCACUUCAACAUGAAAAUCUAUUAUUAAAACAUAAAGCAAAAGAAAAUAUUCAAAAACUUUAUAAUUCUAUUAAUCAAGUUACAGAAUAA